This is a messenger RNA of Cladophialophora yegresii CBS 114405, 474 nucleotides long. RefSeq names its product SUMO-conjugating enzyme ubc9. Gene Ontology annotation, cellular component: nucleus. Gene Ontology annotation, molecular function: SUMO conjugating enzyme activity. The transcript has 3 exons. The record is from RefSeq and is a predicted model, not a curated record. Bases 1 to 474 code for a protein of 157 amino acids. NCBI's taxonomy places the organism in Eukaryota, Fungi, Ascomycota, Eurotiomycetes, Chaetothyriales, Herpotrichiellaceae. Gene Ontology annotation, biological process: protein sumoylation.
AUGUCGCUCUGUCUCAAUCGCCUACAGGAAGAAAGGAAGCAAUGGCGGAAAGAUCAUCCUUUUGGCUUUUUCGCGAAACCCGUAAGGGGUGCAAACGGUGUGAUAGACCUCAAGAACUGGGAAGUCGGAAUACCAGGAAGGGAGAAGACAAUCUGGGAAGGCGGGUUAUUCAAGUUGAACCUCACCUUCCCAGACGAAUAUCCUACCAAACCUCCAAAAUGCCGAUUCACCCCUCCGCUAUUCCACCCUAAUGUCUACCCAUCCGGCACCGUUUGUCUCUCGAUCCUAAACGAGGAGGAGGGUUGGAAACCUGCAAUCACCAUCAAGCAGAUCCUCUUGGGCAUCCAAGACCUCCUAAACGACCCCAACCCGGAGUCGCCCGCACAGGCUGAUGCAUACAACCUAUUCAAGAAAGACCGGGCCGCAUAUGAGAAGAAGAUAAAGAGCGUCGUCAAAGAGAACCCCGCACCUUGA